AGGCGCCCUGGCUCUCCUGAGCCGCUGCUACUGCUGGCAAAAGAUGGGAAAAUCAGAUAGACAUCUAUCGACUUAUUAAAAAUGAAGGUUUUUGCCGCUGAUGUCCAAUUGACAGAGGAUUCAAUGGUGACAUCGGGUUGAGAUCCACCUGACAACGAGAAAGAUUGGCGUUUGACUUGUUGAAGCAGGGAAGACUGCAAACGUUGUCUGUCCAUGAAAGUGGAGUGCACCAGACCUCUAUUUUAUCAUGCACAUUGUGCACGCUUUCUCCAGUUCAGGCAGAAUCCUCAAGACAUAUUUGCAGAGUUGGUGAAAGUGAACCACAAAAAUUCAGCAAGAAUAAACACAGAUAGUUGAGGCUGUACUACUUUUCUGCUGUCAGCACCGUUCCUCUAUCAAGCAGAAGAUGUACGGUAGUGCCCGAUCUGUUGGCAGAGGGGAUGCCAACCAUAGUGGUGGAAGAGAUGGAGGAAGUACAGGUAAUCAGGGAUCAGGCCGUUCCCCUCGCCUCCCCCGCUCUCCUCGGAUGGGACACCGGCGCACCAACAGCACUGGAGGCAGUGGAGGGGGACCUGGAGGGGCAGGAGGCAAGACACUUUCCAUGGAGAACAUCCAGUCCCUAAACGCUGCGUAUGCCACCUCAGGACCAAUGUACCUGAGUGACAAUGAGGUUGCCAUAGCAGGUGACCACCUGCCUAAAAGUGGUGGGACAGUGACGACGAUGGGGAGACAAAGAGUGACAUAUGGGUCGAGGGGCAGCAACAGUGGGGUUGUGGCUGCUAGCACCCCUAACAUUUCCACCUCAGUGCCUGCCAAUGCUAUACUGCCAGCAGGCAUGAUGGCAGGUGAUGCUUUAGCCUUUGGGGACCACCACAUGGCCUCCACUGUGCCCCAUUCUCUGAGGCAGGCCAGAGACAACACCAUACUUGACCUGCAGGCCCAGCUGAAAGAGGUUCUGCGUGAGAAUGAGCUGCUGCUGCGAGAAGUGGAAGUUAAGGAGAGCAAGCUUAGUUCCUCCAUGAAUUCUAUCAAGACCUUCUGGAGCCCAGAACUGAAAAAGGAGCGGGCUCUCCGAAAAGAUGAGGUUUCCAAGAUCACUGUCUGGAAGGAACAAUACCGUGUGAUUCAAGAUGAAGCACAACAUCUUCAGAUGACUGUUCAGGCCCUUCAGGAUGAGCUCAGGAUCCAGAGGGACCUGAACCAGCUGCUCCAGCAAGACCCGUCUAGCCAAAGCCGGGACCUGGCGCUUUCCUCUGAACCCACAGAGGAGAACUACCGGCGGCUUCAAGCCGAGCACGAUAGGCAGGCCAAAGAGCUCUUCCUCCUCAGAAAGACCCUCGAAGAGAUGGAGCUGAGGAUUGACACGCAGAAGCAAACUCUUGGAGCCAGGGAUGAGUCCAUCAAGAAGCUGCUGGAGAUGCUGCAGAGCAAAGGACCAUCUGCCAAAGCGUCAGAGGAGGACCAGGAGCGGACCAGGAGAUUGGCUGAUGCAGAGAUGCACCGGCAUCACCUUGAGAGUUUACUGGACCAGAGAGAGCGAGAGAUUAAUGCAUUAAGAGAGGAGCUGCAUCGUCGAUAUGAAGGAACCCCAGAAUCGACCAAAACCAAGGCUCUACAGACUGUUAUCGACAUGAAGGAUGCAAAAAUCAUCUCAAUGGACCGGAACCUUAGAGACAUGGAGGAGGAGCUGCUAAUGAUGAAAUCUAAUGGACUUCUGAGCUGUGAGGAGCGUCAGGAGGAGAUGAAGCAGAUGGAGGUGUACCGCAGCCACACCAAGUUCAUGAAGAACAAGAUGGAGCAGGUGAAGCAGGACCUCUCCAGGAAGGACACUGAGCUUCUUGGUUUGCAGACCAAGCUGGAGACGCUCAACAACCAAUUCUCGGACAGCAAGCAACAUAUUGAAGUCCUCAAGGAGUCCCUCACUGCCAAGGAGCAGCGAGCAGCCAUCUUACAGACAGAGGUGGAUGCCUUACGUCUGCGCUUGGAAGAGAAGGAGGCAACUUUGAAUAAGAAGAGCAAGCAGAUACAGGAAAUGUCAGAGGAGAAAGGCACGCUCAACGGGGAGAUCCAUGACCUCAAAGACAUGCUGGAGGUUAAGGAGCGCAAAGUGAAUGUGCUACAGAAGAAGAUUGAGAACCUGCAGGAGCAGCUGAGGGACAAGGAGAAGCAGAUGAGCAGCUUGAAGGAGAGAGUGAAGUCUUUGCAGGCGGACACGUCUAACACUGACACAGCUCUCAACACACUGGAGGAGUCUCUUGCAGAAAAGGAGCGCAUCAUCGAGCGCCUAAAAGAGCAGCGAGACAGAGACGACCGGGAGAAGACGGAGGAGCUUGAUUGCAAUAAGAAAGAACUAAAGGAGCUGAAGGAGAAGCUGAGCUUACUGCAGGGAGACCUGUCAGACAGAGAGACUUCUCUGUUGGACCUCAAGGAGCAUGCCUCAUCCCUGGCCUCCUCUGGGCUGAAGAAGGACUCCAAACUCAAGAGUCUGGAGAUCUCGUUGGAGAAAAAGAAAGAGGAGUGCCUCAAGCUGGAGAACCAUCUGAAGAGAGCUCAGAAUGCAGCCAUGGAGGCUCAAGCCAACACUGAGAUGGCUGAGCGCAUUAAGAACCUCGAACAGGAAGUGGCUCGCCACAGAGAGGAUUCUGGGAAGGCUCAGGCUGAGGUGGACCGCCUGCUGGAGAUCCUUCGGGAAAUGGAGAAUGAGAAGAAUGACAAGGACAAAAAGAUCAAUGAGCUGGAGAGGCAAACGAAGGACCAGACAAAAAAAGUGGCGUCUCUGAAGCACAAGGAGCAGGUGGAGAAGAGUAGGAACGCUCGACUCAUGGAUGAGGCCAGGAAGAGAGAGGACAACAUGUCUGAGAGCUCCCAGCAGGACACCAUGCGUCUGAAGUCGGAGCGUAUAGAGGAGCUGGAGGAGGCCCUGAGAGAGAGUGUUCAGAUCACUGCGGAGAGAGAGAUGGUACUGGCACAGGAGGAGGCUGCCCGGUCCCUGCAGGAGAAACAGAUGGAGGAGCUGCUGGGGGCCAUGGAGAAGGUGAAGCAAGAGCUGGAGUCCAUGAGGGCUAAGCUGGCCUCCACCCAGCAGUCUCUGUGUGAGAAGGAGGCACACCUUUCCACCCUGCGAGCUGAGCGCAGGAAACACCUGGAGGAGGUGCUGGAGAUGAAACAGGAGGCGCUGUUGGCCGCUAUUAGCGAGAAAGAUGCGAACAUCGCCCUGCUGGAGUUGUCCUCUUCUAAGAAAAAGAAGACCCAGGAUGAGGUGGCUCUGCUGAAGAGGGAGAAGGACAGACUGGUGCAGCAGCUGAAGCAGCAGACUCAGAACAGAAUGAAACUGAUGGCAGACAACUAUGAGGAUGAUCAUCUGAAGACAGCCCCCGACCACACAAAUCACAAACCCUCUCCAGAUCAGAUGAUACCCCCCCUUAUAGCCCUGUCCCAAAACCGCAGCAAACUCAAGCUCUACAUCGCCCACCUGACAGACCUCUGCCAUGACCGGGACCCCAGUAUCUUGAGUCAGCUCACGCCGCCCUCUCACUACCACCACAGCGACCCUGAAGACUGGGAGGAGGAGGUCCAGAAGAUGAGCGUGGAGCAGUUGGAGCGGGAGCUGGAGGUGUGUGAGAAGGAGAGCGGAGAGCUGCAGGAGUACGCCAACUCUGUUCUCCAGCAGAUCGCAGAUUACUGCCCGGACAUCCUGGAGCAGGUAGUGAAUGCCCUGGAGGAGUCAUGCUGACAACUCUGACCUCAGACACAAAACCUGGCUGAUCCUUGGUCCUCACAUAAACCUGUAGCUAAGUCCAGGAGCCCCUACCUCCACUCAUCAAAGCUCCUGGAAGGAUGAGAGGAUUUUUUCAGACCCCACGAGCUUCUCUCCUUCGCUCCUCUCGUCCACUCUGGAACAAACCCUCAAACCCAAAAGUGUUUUCCUGCAUCGUGUCUCUCUGAUGUCAGGCUUGCUAAAUUGAAUUUGGAAUGUUCACAAAGUCUGCAAGCAGCGGAUUUAAUGACAGCUCUGCCAGAUGGUAGGAAGACAAGAAUGUAAGCACAAACCAGGCAGGCAACAGCAUACCAGAGCUUGUUAAAAGAAAUUAAAAUCUCACUUUAGCGUUUGUGAACUUACCAAUUUAAUUUUUUUUGCUUCUAGUGAAGUUAGGAAAAAAAAUAAAUGUUGCAGACCUGCUAGUCUGGGACAGGUGUUGAAAGAAAAAGAGGAAGUCAGAUGAAAGAAUCAAACUUCAGCACAAAGUCUUUGAGUAUACUGCCAGACUUCCUCUCCCCAGACAUCUUCACUCACAGCAGGAAGUGCAAGAUCAAGCACAGUUACCUCACCAACUUUUAUCGUAGUCUUUGACCCCUUUAGAUUCCUCUCAAAGAAGCUUAUUCCUAACGGGGCAGGAAAGCACUUUUUUUAGUCAGAGAACUGAGGAGCUGCUACAUCUAGAGGGGAGCGGAGGGGGGGCAGAGCUCAGAGGGCAAAUCGUGGAGCCAUGUAGACGCUUGUUUUGUAUAUUAGUUAGUGUUCCAUAAAUAAAAGACUUGAGAUACAGUUGCUUGUUAGGAACACCAGCUACUGGUGGUAGAGCUUCUGAACUCUUAGGAAAAGCCACUUUUUAACCAAAUAUAUAUGCAGCAUGUUCUCCAAAUGUUUCCCUUCCCAGCUCAGAGCUGUGGAUGUGUCACCGUAGCCAGGAUUAGGUUGUAGGUACGUCUUUACUGUCGUCAGUGGAAGUCAUGGGUAUAAGCGGGGAUCAAAGGUCAGCUUUUAGUUACACUUUGUUUCUUAUUUGAGUGAGAGAGAGAGGAAACCAAAAAAAGCUUUUACUCUUGGUGACGCAUUAAGUUACGGAUGGUUUUGCACACAGUGUCCACUUGUUUAUGAGGUAUGCAAUGUUUCAUUUGAGAACGUUCUAGUGGCCUUGGAGCAGUCACAGUGAGAAGUACUGGACCUAAUGCAGGGAUGCAAGUUUCUCUGUAAUUUUGGUGCUAAGGCAUGGUGUAAGGAUUUUUAAUCUGAUAAAGAUCAUUUGGUUUCAUCCAAAGUUUCUAUAGAUGUUACUUUAAGCCCACCUGACCUUUAGUUUGUCGACUAAAUCUUCAGAGAAAACUAGAAAGCUGUUGUUUUUCUCGUAUUUUUCAGAUCACUGAAAAAAAAAUGCAAGUGAUGCCUCCUUUUAUUGUAUUUUUUGAAAUCUUCAGGGCUGAGGUUUUUAAUUACUAAGUGCAUCUACAUUUACAGGAAAUCAAAGUCACUUUUCAGCAGAUUUUGACUUUUUAGAUCAGUUUGUAAAUAACGUGGUAUUUAACACGUACAGUGACUGAAUAAAGGUAACUAAGUGAAAGGUGUUGUGCAUUCUCUUUAAAAAAAAUCUGAAAAGUUAAAAGCAGUGCAGUUGUCUUUUGUGUCUAAUUUUGUCUCCAGGACAAAAUGUGUGUGUGUGACAGUACUGCCAUAACUUGCGGAAAGUAAUGUUCUAUAGAGAUAUAUAUAAAUAAUACAUAUAUAUAAAAUGUUUACUGUAUGGAUAUGCAUUGAAUGUUUGCACAGAAUCUUGAAGAGCGAGCUGCUCUGAACAAAAUGACCGUCAAGUUAGUGUCCUCAGCACAAACUGGGGAAAGAAGUGUCAAAAAAAACCUUGUGUCAAAAUAACGUGUGAACUGCAAAUGUUUUCAAUCCGUGACUGUGCGAUGGGAGAGUACUUUUCUUGCAUUUAUUUCUAAUGGUCAUUUUUAUAUCUUUUCACCAAACGGUGAUGUAAAUGUAUUAUCCUGAGAUUCCAGUGUUGUGUUUUCUUCUUACGUCGCUGGUUUAUGUGUUGUUGAUGUCAAAGGCAGCCUGAUGGGUAAAAAUAAGUCCCCAGAUAUCAUGGCCCUCCUGCUGUUACAACACAAUGUUACACAACAUAACAGCGGAAAAGUGGAUCAGGGAGCUUUCUAACAAACCUCCCCGGUGUGUUUGGUGGGUUUCCAGAUACAUUUGGUAUGUAGGACUAACAGAUUUAACUAACAACAAACCCCAGCCUUAGGAGGUGGUUAGAUGGAUGCUUGUUUUUGUCCCUCUUGUCUUUCAAACUUCAUGGAAUGGAGAUUGAUUUCUCUGCGUUCCUUUUUAAACCCCUACACUUUUCACUGCUGGGUUAGGAGGAAGAAGUGAGCAUUUUUUAAAGUGUUUUGUUGCCCUUACUUUGGCCUGUGUGUCCCUGCCCUUGCCUUAAUGUCUCGUCAUCUCUUUUUCUUGACUCCUUAUUAAGGAUCACAGAGCUGAUUAAGGGGCUUCUGUCGUCAUAGUAUUUGUUUCUUUUCUUUCACAUUUGUAUAAGAAAUGUACUGCCUUCUGUCUGUUCGUGUUAAGAAUCAAACUGUGUAAAAAGAAAGCAAACAGACAUGUUUGUGAGUUAUUUGGAUUUUGUAUGAAUGUAAAUAAAUAAAUUAUAAGCCUUG
Messenger RNA from Notolabrus celidotus (New Zealand spotty), 6438 nucleotides. Its product is annotated as ELKS/Rab6-interacting/CAST family member 1-like. Lineage: Eukaryota; Metazoa; Chordata; Actinopteri; Labriformes; Labridae. The transcript has 20 exons. Gene Ontology annotation, biological process: regulation of synaptic plasticity; neuromuscular synaptic transmission; maintenance of presynaptic active zone structure. Bases 407 to 3733 code for a protein of 1108 amino acids. The record is from RefSeq and is a predicted model, not a curated record. Gene Ontology annotation, molecular function: structural constituent of presynaptic active zone. Gene Ontology annotation, cellular component: cytoskeleton of presynaptic active zone.